This is a messenger RNA of Eurypyga helias (sunbittern), 718 nucleotides long. RefSeq names its product hydroxysteroid (17-beta) dehydrogenase 12 (gene HSD17B12). NCBI's taxonomy places the organism in Eukaryota, Metazoa, Chordata, Aves, Eurypygiformes, Eurypygidae. Gene Ontology annotation, cellular component: endoplasmic reticulum. Gene Ontology annotation, molecular function: oxidoreductase activity. The annotation marks the transcript as partial. The record is from RefSeq and is a predicted model, not a curated record. The transcript has 8 exons.
GUCAACAACGUGGGCGUUUCAUAUGUUUAUCCUGAAUAUUUUCUUGAUGUUCCAGACCUGGAUAUGGUAAUCGACAAAAUGGUCAACAUUAACAUCAUGUCUGUUUGUAAGAUGACACGAUUGGUGCUGCCCGGCAUGCUGGAAAGAUCAAAAGGGGUAAUCCUGAAUAUCUCCUCAGCUGCUGGGAUGUAUCCAACUCCACUGCUGACUCUUUACUCCGCAACCAAGGCUUUUGUGGAUUACUUCUCCCGAGGCCUCCAUGCAGAAUACAAGAGCAAGGGCAUCAUUGUGCAGAGUGUACUGCCGUAUUAUGUGGCAACAAAAAUGUCCAAAAUCCGCAAGCCGACCUUCGAUAAGCCCAGUCCUGAAACCUACGUCAGAGCUGCCCUGGGCACGGUAGGCCUGCAGUCCCAGACCAACGGGUGCCUACCCCACGCGCUCAUGGGAUGGAUCUUCUCUCUUCUACCGACACCUGCUGUCAUUAAUUUACUCAUGAAAACAAACAAACAGGUACGGGCUCGUUAUUUGAGAAAAAUGAAAGAGAAAUAUUACCGGGGGGGGGAAGCGCUUCAGACUAAAAUUGCACCGUGCUUUAAGAAAUACAUGGACUUGAUCAGACAUGGCGCCGUGGAGGAGCAGCUUGGUUAUACAGCAUCCGUCGCAUCUCCGUGUAUUGUGCGCGUGGGUGGAGGGCGGAAAAAUGUUAGUUCCUGGGCAG